AACCUUGCUGAUAACAUUGGUGCUAACAUGGCGGCACCCAUCGUGUGUUUUUACCGGGUUUUUCAUUUCCACUUUUUAUAACAAAUAUUUUCAGAACUUGAGAUACAUGAGUUGGAAAUUUUGCUGUGCAUUUUGAAGGAAUCGUCCUCUUCUGUCCACACCAUGAAACAUUCGUAGGAAAUGCUGACGAGCCUACAAAUACGACGAGUAUUACGCUGACGUCGACUCACCCUUGUGCUCAAGUGUCGCUCUUGCGAAUGUGACAAUGUCAGCGAAAAACCUUGCUACUACUGCUGCGAAAUCAGCGUCGUACAAUAUUAUACUGCAGGUGGCUACGAGGAUAUUGACGUUCGUUCUCAACGCCUAUAUUUUGCGUCACAUAAGCAAACAUGUCCUGGGCGUUAUAAACGUCCGCCUCGUACUUCUCUACACUACCGUGCAAUUCCUCAGCAGAGAAGGAUUCCGACGAGCUUGCCUUAGCAACAGUAAAGCACACGACUGGACCGCGGUGAUAAACCUCGUCUGGCUGUGCCUGCCAGUGUCCGCCGUCAUCGGGGUUCCGCUGGGCUGCCUGUGGAUAUUCGUGCUUCGUACUCCGGACCCUGAAGUUAUGCCUAACUACACUAUGGGAGUGUGCACGACUGUGACAUGUGUUAUGAUCGAGCUGCUUGCCGAGCCGCUCUAUAUUAUUGGCCAAGCGUUCCAUUACGUCAGGCUCAAGGUGUUCAUAGAAGGCGGUUCUCUAGCGUUACGCUGCAUCCUAAUGUCCGUUCUUAUAACAUUAUACCCGAGCUCAGCUAUUAAGGUUUUUAGUGUUUCACAAAUAGCAGCGUCGAUGUUCUACACGUGCGCAUUUUACGUGUACUUUUACGUCGAAAUUGGCUCGUCGGCACAGAAAAAGGCGAACCCGUUACCAAUCAAGUCGCUCGCCAGCCUUGUACCUGUGUAUCGUCCGAGUAAAUACAAGAUAGAGUCGUCAACUGCACGACUUACCUGGAGCUUCAUGAAGCAAACUGUCAUCAAGCAAGUGCUCACCGAAGGCGAGAGAUACGUGAUGACCCUUUUCAAUGUGCUCACGUUUGCAGAGGAAGGAGUAUAUGACGCCGUCAACAACCUUGGAUCUCUAGCAGCGAGGUUUAUAUUUCAACCCAUCGAAGAGAGCGGUUACCUGUUCUUCGCCCAGGUCCUGAAACGGGAUGUGGACGUAUCUAACCAAGAGGCGGAAGAUGUCACGCUGAGCGCGAGCGUCCUCGAGCAGCUGCUCAAAUUGAUGACCCUUCUUGGGACCAUCAUCCUAACCUUUGGGCAGUCCUACUCCACGCUGCUGCUGCACCUGUACGGAGGCACCGUCCUCAGCGAAGGAGUCGGGCCAUCGUUGAUGAGGUGGCACUGCGGUUACGUGCUGUUCCUGGCGUUGAACGGCAUCGUGGAGUGUUUUGUGUUUGCAGCCAUGACAAAAAACGAUCUAGACAGGCACAGCCGCAGACUGGCAAUGUUUUCUGUGUUGUUUCUCGCAGCCUCCUAUUGCUUCACUUUGUAUUUUGGAAGCGUGGGAUUUAUAAUGGCAAACUGCCUCAAUAUGGCCGCACGCAUCGUGCACGGUUUGUUGUUCAUCAAAGAUUAUUACAAACAGACUGCCCACAGGCCGCUGAGAGGGAUAUUUCCACAUCGAGCUGUGUUGCUGACGUGCGCCUUAGCUUUCGUUGUAACUUCAGUAUCGCAGCUCUUGUUCUGUUGCAGCAAAGGCGCGUUAAUGUGGGUGAUCCAUGUGGCAUUCGGAGCAAUUUGCUUUCUGCUCGUUAUGUUCAGUAUCUUUAUAAAAGAAAGGCCUCUGAUUACGUUCUUAAGUACAUUUUAUCGAGGUAGAGCGAAAGAUCAGAGGGAGGCAAAAGUGAAGUGAUAUGCUGUUGUUCAUGACAGCCACGAUAUUAAACUGACUUCACAAAAUAAACUGAUCAGCAUAGGUGGUGAGUUUCCAAUCUGCUGAAUGGAGUGGUGUGUCGGGCAUUGCAUGUUGUGAUGGUGAGACAAAUUUUUGAAGGAUUUCGACGUUCAUGCGCACGAAAUAUGCAGUUCUUAGGCUUCCACAAUGUAAAAGCCCGAGCCUGGGCACACAGAGGGAAGACACGAAAAAGCUCUUACGUUAUUACAUUUUAUAUUAUCGUAACAUUUUAUUACAUUUAUUUUACAUUAUGGAGUUCACCCACCAACUGGCCUGCAUAUACACCAUCUUGUCAGUUCUUAGCAGAGUUCGACGUAACUCGUUACUGUAACUAAGUUCCUUUUUUCUGUAACUUACCUCGAUAUUUCCGCACCGUGGUAACAUGAAAGGACUCUCUUCUUUUUCAGGUAACUUUGCCAAAGUAUCUUGAGCUAAGUUCCAAGUUACUUUUAAUUCGCUUUUCACUCACGUCCACAUAUUUUCUUGCUUUCUCUAUGGAUCUGUCAUGGCAUUUUACGCUAUAAGAUGUGAUGUCAAUCAAUGCCAGUGUUCUAUUCAGAAGCUGAAUCAUUUUGCACCCACAGGGAGUAAGAUGCAAAGCGUUCGAAUUGUUGGACAUCAACGAAAACGAUCUAAGAGUGUUGCACUCCUCCACUGGCAACUCGACGUUGAACUCAACUGCUCAUGCGCGCUGCACCUGUGUAGUGCUAUUUUGUGUCCGAAGUAACUUGGAAGUAACUCGUUCUUUUUUUCAAGUAACUUCGUAACUGCGAGUUACGUUUCAGGCUGAAGAACUUUGUUACUUACUUAUAUUUUUCACACGGUAGCUUAGUUCGUAACGAGUUCUUUUUGAUGGGUAACUUCUCGAUUUAUGGUUCUUAGGAUAUCAAUUGAAACGUUCAUCUUGAGUUUCAGCUGGGCAGAUUUCUGAUCCACCCCUGUGAUGCUCCAGCUUCCCCAACACAAUAGACACCUAUUCAUUCAGUCAGUAAACUACAUUCCAUGUUGCCUUCUCUGGUUAUUAAAUCACAAUUUCAAAAGUGACGAAAUGCAUCUCCCUGGUUGGCCUGCAAGAAUGUUCUGUUAGGGACUGUUGUGUGUUUGUCUGUUGUGUAUACAAAGCAGUUAUUAGGAUCAUUAUGUAUUACUCCAAUAUCAGUUUAAUUAUAUUGUACACACUCUACUCCACUGCACUCCAGGGCCACGAAUUAUUUUUUGAUGCAAUCAAUAAUGCAGACGUUUGGGUACACCGGCGCUGCAAGCAACAACAGCAGUGGAGUAAAGGACUUGAGAAUAGAGUAGGGUGAUCUCACACCAGAUCAGGCAGGGUGGUCCGGUCGACCUCUCCAACUUGUUUCUUUCAAACACAUAUUAAAGCCUGUCCCUAGGAGGUAUAUUGGCACUGAAAGUACUUCAAAAUAAUUGGUGGUUAUUUUUUAAUGAAUUAUCAUUUAGAUGUGGGCAUUUCGACCAUUGCACUUCCUGUGCAGUUUGAUGCCACGUAUCUUCAUAACUAUUCGACAUAUUCAGCUGAUUUUUUUUUUCACAUAUUGUCUGGUGUGGGUUGCAUUGCACCCUAUGUUCUGAGGAUCCUAAGUUUGCCUUUGAGGAGAUAAAAAAUUGCUAAGUUGUCUCAUUUGUAAAAUAUGGUACAUUUUGGGAACCUCACAACUCGGGCCCCCAGUUGUGAUACUCGAACGUAGGCUACAUCAUUGUGUUUGGCUCGAAAUGUCCUUUCUCCGCAUAGCGAGUACAUCGUAUUGUGAAUUAGGGCAACGCCCCCAACGGUCUUUUUGUGAAGGGUAUCUACGGAAAAUGCGUACAUUCGACAGCGUGUGUCCCAUAUAUUCCCACUCAUCACAUCGUUCAUUUUACUCACAAACGUUCUUCAUGACGACUCAAAACAGCACAUAAAAAAAAAAAUGUUGCUUCAGAGAUGGUUGAAGUUACGUUCGUAACUCAGUGUCGUUCGAUACGUAAUUUCGACCAUCUCUGAAGCAAAUUUUUUUUUAAUGUCCUGUGAAACCACCCAGUAGCAACUAAGAGAGUAAUAAAAUCAAAGUAACAACAAUGACAGCAUUUCAUAUCUUAAGAGUUUUGUAUAACUGCUUACAUAUUACAGAUUUAUUCUUAUAGAUUUUCGUUACUACAACUAUUAAGUCGUAGUCAAGUAGUGAAAAUCUCCGACCAAGGUUCAGAAGGGGAUGUCAGACUUUUUGGAGUCAGUUCGUCUCCUUCCUCAGGGAUGACAGUAGUGGCCAUUGAGAGCAGUGUUCUUGUCGUGGUUCAAAUUUCAUGACUCGUCAAGUUGUUUUUCAGUCACAAAUUUUUGUUGUAUCAGACACACCUGCUUGGUAGUCGUAUGGCCUUCUUAAACUCCAGUCUACCGGUCAGCCCAUAUAUUUUCUGACGCUUUUUCCAAGGACAGCUACUGAACUCUUCCGUGUUCAUGAGCAUAGGAAGUACAUGUGGUGUUUCUCCAUAAGGCUUACGCAAAACUAUGUCUUACUCACAAACUACAUUCCGCAUGGGAUUAUGACACUGACUUCCAAGAUGAUGCAACCCUUAAGUGGAAGCUGUCUUUUGUUUGAGUGGUGGACUGGGAAUGUGAUGCGCAUGUUCUCGAAGACACCAAGAAACUACAACUGUCAACUUAUUUGUGAGUACUGUCAAUACAAACAAGCAACCCAUAACCUACGUGGAGGAAUUCGACUAGAGAAAUGGCGACAUUCUCCAUCUGUCGAUUUCACGAUGUUCCUUAGGUAGGUGUCUACUGGACUUCAAAGACACGUGAACUUUUACAAUACAGCUUAAACGAGCACUGAGGUGACAUUCAUAUUUUUCCUUUGUGUUUUCCCGUGAUGUGUUCUGCAACAAAUAAAAUGAGCCCCUGUGAAAGAACAAUGGGCACCAGUGA
Ornithodoros turicata is the source of this 4859-nucleotide messenger RNA. Its product is annotated as protein RFT1 homolog. The record is from RefSeq and is a predicted model, not a curated record. The transcript has a single exon. Lineage: Eukaryota; Metazoa; Arthropoda; Arachnida; Ixodida; Argasidae. The coding region runs from base 266 to 1900 and encodes 544 amino acids. Gene Ontology annotation, biological process: glycolipid translocation; dolichol-linked oligosaccharide biosynthetic process. Gene Ontology annotation, cellular component: endoplasmic reticulum membrane.